UCUCAGGAUACACGACAUUUUUCAUCAAACAUGGACACAGAUGUGCUAAAAGGUUUUGUGGUCCUAGUGUCUUUACUGUUCUCAGCCAGUGGAAGUGUCCAGGAAGAUGUGGCAACAGUGUCAAGAGAGAGACAUUUAUUUGUGCAGAGAGACUCGCCACUGCCAGGCUCUCCUAAAAAGUUGCUCAAGAUUGAGAGCGAACAACCGUCUCGGUCCAGCGGCGACCAAAAUCUGCACGACUUGUUUCGUCGAGUACGACGAUCGGUGGUAGACCCAGAUAUGAAGCCAGAAGCUACCAAGUUUCAGCUGAAUGACAGUCACUACAUGGCCUAUGUGCACUGGGCAGGAGAUGGCAGGGACACUAUUGUGGUGUUGACACGUGACAGAAAUCCAGGCUUGAACAGCAACAGCCAUGUGUGGAUUUCAAGAGAUUAUAGUCGUACCUUUGAGAAUCGCACAAACGCUUUUAAGCAACGGAAUGGCGACUUUGCUCUUAUUGACAUGUUUUAUCCUUCUCCAGUAGAUAAUACAAAGUAUCUCUUUGUGGAUACACGCCACAGACUCAUAUUCAGCUCAAGAGAUGACUGUGUCUCAUUCCUGCGAAGCCAUGUGUCAUUUAAGCCAGAUGAGAUCUCUUUCCACUCAGCUAGCAGUGAUGUUGUUUUAUCUUAUGAUGAGUCAGCAAAAAAGCUUUAUUAUUCCAGUGAUUUUGGAUUUUCGUGGUCUUUGAAAGAUGAGAAUGUAAAAUCAUAUUAUUGGGGUAUUCCUCCAUGGUGCACGUUUCUACAUGACUAUGAACCCUUUAGCAGUUCAGUGAAUGCUGUAAUCAUCAUAAUUCUAAUUCCAUUAAUUUGUUUUUCAGGUGGUGAUUCUAAUGUGGUUAAAACCGACUAUUUUUCCAGCAUUGCAAUAGUACUGUUUAAGAACGUGAUUGACUUUGAAGUCCUGGACAACUACAUGUUCGCUACAAAUUAUUCCUCAAAGCCUGGCUCUCGGAAUUUGUGGGUGUCACUAAACCGUACUCAGUUUAGGCUUGCUGAAAUUCCUACAUCCUCUCCCACAAAGGAUUUCUUCAUUGCUGAUGCUUCAGAGAACCAGGUUUUCCUGGCAGUGACACAUGAUCGAAGGACAACUCAUCUCUACAUUUCAGACACCACUGGAACAAAGUAUAGCUUGUCCUUGGAAAGGGUGUUGUAUUUUUCUAAGAAUACCUCUUCUGCAUGGCUGAGCCGUUACAUACGUUUUACAUUUGUCGACGUUCACAAAGUGAGAGGACUGAGAGGCGUUUAUAUUGCAAGUCAACUGACUCCUGGACGAGUAGGACGUCGGCAUAUCCUGACCAAGAUAACAUUUGACAAGGGUGGCUUGUGGCAGCCAGUGCAAGCUCCUAAAUUGGACAACAAUGGAAAACCCUUGAACUGCAGUCUGCCAAAUUGCUCACUGCAUUUGUCCCAAAAAUUUGGACAAUACUACCCUCGCACCCACUACUCUCCUAUGAAGUCAUGGAGUUCAGCUCCAGGCAUCAUCAUGGCAACAGGUGCUCUCGGUGAAAACUUGAAGCUGAAUGGUGAUAUCUUCAUCUCAUCAGAUGCUGGAAUGUCUUGGCACAUGAUAAUGCAGCGUCCCUUCUGGUGGUAUAACCUUGGUGAUCAUGGUGGUAUUUUUAUUGCUGUUCCAAGAAGCUCCUUGACAAACAUGAUUUAUUACAGCAGGAAUGAAGGGGAGACGUGGCAUACUUACCAGUUCUUAAACACCUCCAGGAUGUAUGUAUACGGCCUUCUGACAGAACCUGGUGAACAGAGUGCUGAGUUUACAAUUUAUGGUUCUUAUCCUGGAAUGCACAAGUGGGUUGUUGUGCAGAUUAACUUGAGGAAAGUACUAGGUAAAGCAUGCAAGAGAGAGGACUACAAAGAAUGGAUACCAUCAGAUGAACAAAAUGGGACAUGCCUGUUAGGAAGGAAGUCUAUAUAUGAGAGGCGGAUAGCCCAUGCACAUUGUUACAAUGGUUAUAACUACGACCGGCCACUCACGCAGCGGAGUUGUCCAUGUGAUAGAGAGGACUUUGAAUGUGAUGAGGGAUACAUUGAGGAUGACAAUAAUAAUAAUGAGUGUAGAUUUGAUACUUCCAGUGGCUUGACUCCUACUACAGUGCCUCCUUACUGUCCUAUAGGCACAACAUAUCGUCGCACAAAAGGAUAUCGCAAAGUUACUGGUGACACCUGUCAGGGAGGCAUGGAAGAUCAGUUUUCUGCAGAGAUGGCUUCCUGUCCAAUACAUUCACUCCCUCAGUUCUUGCUGUAUGCGGCUCGCCAAUACAUCCGGAGAAUCACUUUGGGAGAUCAUGUGGAGACCACUAUUCCACUUGGAAGUGGUCUGCAAAAUGCCAUUGCAUUGGAUUAUGAUUACAAUCACAAUUGCAUCUACUGGGCUGACAUUUCUCUGGACACAAUCAAGCGAUCAUUUCUCAAUGGCUCUGGAAUAAUUCAAACACUCCAUGGUGGUGUGCAGCAAGUAGAAGGACUGGCAUUAGAUUGGCUUGGUGAUAAUAUAUAUUGGGUAGAUGCUGGUGCCAAGAAGAUUGAAUUAUCUAGGACAGAUGGACGUUUCCGUAGAAGCCUCAUCACCAGCAAUCUUGACCGACCCAGGGCAAUUGUUCUGGAUCCCAAACGGGGCUAUAUGUACUGGACUGACUGGGGAAGCAAUGCUCGAAUAGAGAGGGCGUAUAUGUCUGGUGCGGCACGUAUGUCGAUUGUGUCAUCUAAUCUACAGUGGCCAAAUGGUGUUGCCAUUGAUUUCGCUGCACAGAAGUUGUACUGGACCGAUGCUGGACUGGACAAAUUAGAGAGGAGCGACUUGGAUGGAAGGCAUAGACAGACAAUAAGCAGCAGUGGGCUACCACACCCAUACUCAAUAUCUGUGUACAGAGAUUCCAUCUACUGGGACGACUGGUCAACACAAUCCAUCCAAAAGGCAAACAAACGAGACGGUGGGGCACGGCAGACUAUCAGGUCACGUGUACGUGGGCUAAUGGAUCUGAAAGUUUUUCAUCAAGAUGCACAGACAGGUAACAAUUCUUGCUCUCGACUGAAAGUAUGCAGUCACAUCUGCCUAGCUACGCCAAAUAGUUAUUCCUGUGCUUGUCCUGACAACAUGCGAACUGUGACCUCCGUCUCUGGAAUUGUGACCUGCGAGUGUCAACCUGGGGAAUACAUGGAUCCUAAUGGAGAGUGCAAGACUCGGAAUGCAACAUGUGACCGGAAUGAGUUCCGAUGUACCAACAGCCGAUGCAUCCCAUCUCACUGGCAGUGUGAUCAUGACAACGACUGUGGAGACAAUUCUGAUGAGCAAGGAUGUCCUUACAGCACUUGCGGCCCAACGCAGUUCAAAUGUGACAAUGGUCGCUGUAUAUCUGCAUUGUGGAAGUGUGACCAUGAUGAUGACUGUCAAGACAAUUCUGAUGAGAAAAACUGCUCUUAUGCCACUUGCAGGUCAGAUCAAUUCACUUGCAAUAACAGGCGCUGUAUUCCACAAAGAUGGGUGUGUGAUUUUGACGAUGACUGUCGUGAUAACUCUGAUGAACAAGGAUGCACCCCAGCACCAACAACAUCACCCCCACCAGCCAACUGUUCGUCAUCCCAGUUUCCUUGUCACAAUGGUCGCUGCAUUCCAAGUAGGUGGUUUUGUGAUGGGGACCAGGACUGCGGUGAUGGAUCUGAUGAACCACGAAAUUGUUCCUUGACAAGAACAUGCUCCUCAUCACAGUUCACUUGUAAAGGUGGACGCUGCAUACCCAGCUCGUGGCGUUGUGAUGGCGAUAAUGACUGCGGGGACUUGUCUGAUGAACAGCAGUGUAUUUAUACAACUCAGUCUACUGCUUCCACCCAACCCUGGACCCGCCCUACUACCUGCAGAUCUUGGGAAUACAAAUGCAACAAUAGCUUCUGUAUUUUCCAAUGGGACGUGUGUGAUGGUGUUAAUGACUGUGGAGACAACUCAGAUGAAUGGUAUUGUGGUGCUACUACACCCACCACGAGAAAUGCUACCACACCAUCCUCUAGGCCUUGCCACUUCUGGGAGUUCACCUGCGCUAAUGGGCGGUGCAUCAACAAUGGGUACAAAUGCAAUGGACGCGAUGACUGUAGAGACAAUAGUGACGAGAUGGGAUGCGCCUCUCCCACAACUAAGCCAGCUACUACGCUAGCUCCUACCUGCCCACCAGGAUGGAUACAUUGCAAUAAUACUUCCAUAUGCAUCAAAAGAGAAUGGUUGUGUGAUGGAGUGGCCAACUGCCCAGGAUAUUGGGAUGAAAUGCCAAAAAACUGCCCAAAAACCACAAUGAGACCCAUUACUUGUUCAAGCAGUCAGUACCAGUGUGCAUAUGGAGGAUGUGUUCCACUCAAGUCCUUGUGCGAUGGAAUCAAGCAGUGUAUCGAUGGCUCAGAUGAGCCCAGCGGCUGUGGAAGUGUCACUCCAAGCGCUUGCCCAGGCUUUUUGUGCGAUUCCAACCUUUGCUUGACAACAUCACAAAGAUGUGAUCACAUUCAAGACUGCAAGGAUGGCAGUGAUGAAAAACACUGCAACAUUAGUUUACAAUUGACAAAUGUUCAGGCGACGCCUCUUUCUUCUGGAACUGAAGUUAACGUUCGUUGGGAUCCUUUGCCGUAUCAACCUCCUGGCAUGAUCUUUGUUGGUUACAGGAUCUCUUACCGCGCUGUUACUCUGCACUCUGUACCUUGGUCUGAGGAAUGGCAACAGGAAGACGCGCAGUUCAAUUAUAGAACCAUUUCCUCUCUUCAGUCAUGCUCAGAAUACGAAUUCAAGGUCCAAGUCCUUGUACAGGGACAAUCACCAGGGCCCUUCUCGGCUACCAUGAAAGUAAAAACUCACACAGCCGGUAAGUAGCAAGCAUAGGUAAUCAAAUCGACUAGCUCCCUCUUUAGGGAGCACUGCCAGCGAGUACUGCCAUUUGUCAGCCGUUGAGUGGUGUUCUACCAGGGAAGGAUGAAGCAGCACAAUACUGAUGUGUUUUACAGUUACUUAUGGGAACUCAGUCACGCCCCCGGCAUUUUGAGUUAUUUUGGCCUCGUGGAAAAUUGACUUAAACUUGAAGGAAACCUGAAAAUAAUAGUUUACUAUUAUAGGAAAAUACC
Molecule: messenger RNA, 5150 nt
Organism: Orbicella faveolata
Lineage: Eukaryota; Metazoa; Cnidaria; Anthozoa; Scleractinia; Merulinidae
Biological process (GO): post-Golgi vesicle-mediated transport
Cellular component (GO): membrane; Golgi apparatus
Molecular function (GO): protein binding
Source: RefSeq, a predicted model, not a curated record